This is a messenger RNA of Olea europaea var. sylvestris, 1006 nucleotides long. RefSeq names its product protein PHLOEM PROTEIN 2-LIKE A1-like. The transcript is spliced from 3 exons. The coding region runs from base 34 to 759 and encodes 241 amino acids. The record is from RefSeq and is a predicted model, not a curated record. NCBI's taxonomy places the organism in Eukaryota, Viridiplantae, Streptophyta, Magnoliopsida, Lamiales, Oleaceae.
CAAGUAAACUUCCAAACUAGCUAGUUUGACAAUAUGGGGGCGGAGAUAUCAAAAGAUAAACAUUCAGAGUCAGUUGAAGGCCCAAGUUAUGCACAACCACAGAUAAAGAAAACUGACCAUGCCAAGGAAAUUCAGACAGUGUCAGUGCCUCAUAACUGUGAAAACAUUUUGAAAGAUGCCGAUAAACCAGUAAAUAAAUCCUCGACAAAUAAGCUAAAUGAUCAACUUUGUGCUGGUGUAUUCUUGAACCAAAAGAAGAAGAAGUACUGGGUUGAAAGGAAGUCGCUGGUUAACUGCUUCAUGUUGUUUGCAAAAGAUCUCUACAUUUGCUGGUCGGACGACAACCGGUACUGGAAUUGGUUCUUGCUCGAGGACAAGGAAUCAUGUGAUAAAUCCGUUGCUGUUGCUGAACUGCUAAACGUUUGCUGGCUAGAUAUUCACGGAAAAUUCGAUACAGCUAACCUUUCACCGGAAAUAAUGUAUGAAGUCGUAUUUGUUUUGAAGCUGAAGGAUCCUGCAUAUGGCUGGGAAGUUCCUGUGAAUGUUAGACUCACUCUACCCGAUGGAAGCAAACAACAACAAAAAGUAAAAUUGAUGGACAAGCCAAGAGGACAGUGGAUAGAAAUCCCAGCAGGAGAACUGAAAACAUCAGCCGAUCAGAACGUAGGAGAAAUGGAAGUUUCACUGUAUGAGUACGACGGUGGCAAAUGGAAGACAGGGCUAAUGGUAAAAGGUGUUGUCAUCCGGCCAAAACCCUGAGUUCUUCCACAGCAUUCAAACAUGAUCGACCAACAUGCUGUGACAGCAUGACAUGUUCUUUCUUAAAAGUAGUUCUCGUAGUAAAUUAAGAAUAAUCGUCCCCUCAAUCCAGGGACCGACCACCACAGAGCUGUCUCAGUAUAGUCUAGAACUUUUAGUUCUUCUGAAUUAUUACAAAAGGAACAUCUUCUGUGCGUGAUAUGACAUAUGAGUAAUGACAGCUACAAAUAAAUCUACCUGUACGUGA